AAGCAUUUUGCAGACAACAUGUUUGAUUAAAUUCCCAAAAGAGCACUUUCUUGCUGCAAUGAACCAUGAUUAUUCUUAAUCACCCAAAUGUCCAUUUUUGUGAAGUGGGUCUUCUAUAAUUUCUCUUAGCAAGUGAAAAGUUUUGAAAAUUUAGCCAUAAGAAUGGCAACUAUGGCUACGGGUAAUGUUUGUUCACUACAAAUAAAGACUUGUGAGCUCUUUGGGACUUGUAUAAAUCACUCAUAUACCACUCUUCCUAUCCAAAAUAAAAGCUUACACAUAAAGCCAUUGGUUAUUCAAGCUACAGCUAAAGCUAAUUCUCGGACUGAGAGUGCUAAACUUCGAAAUAGGCGAAUUAGAAAAAAGUUUAAUGGCACUCCUGAAAAACCAAGACUUUCAGUCUUCUGCUCAGAUAGACAGUUGUAUGCUACACUAGUAGAUGACCAGAAUAAGAAGUGCUUGUUUUAUGGGAACACUUUGCAAAAAUCAAUCCGGGGUGAUCCACCUGGCAACACCGUAGAAGCAGCGGAACGUGUUGGUGAGAAACUAGUGCAGACUUGUGUUGAUCUCAAUAUAAAUGAAAUUUCGUCCUAUGAUCGCAAUGGUUUUGCUCGAGGAGAAAGAAUGCAAGCUUUUGAGAUUGCCAUUUCUCGACAUGGUUUCCUGUUCAAAUAGUUCUUUUCUAUGUGUAUCUUGUAAAGCCUUAAAAGGAUUUUGAAGCUCUUACCUUUUAAAAAAGUUGUAUAUCAUUUGCGGUGGGAAAUAAUUUGGAAUUUAGACGUUGGGUGUUCUAAAAUACAAGGGUUGGUUUAGGUUAACUCUAUCUAUACUUGUUUUCUUUGCACA
This is a messenger RNA of Lycium ferocissimum, 846 nucleotides long. RefSeq lists its product as uncharacterized. NCBI's taxonomy places the organism in Eukaryota, Viridiplantae, Streptophyta, Magnoliopsida, Solanales, Solanaceae. Gene Ontology annotation, molecular function: 5S rRNA binding; structural constituent of ribosome. The record is from RefSeq and is a predicted model, not a curated record. The transcript is spliced from 4 exons. Gene Ontology annotation, biological process: translation. Bases 163 to 675 code for a protein of 170 amino acids. Gene Ontology annotation, cellular component: ribosome.